Messenger RNA from Amphimedon queenslandica, 1571 nucleotides. RefSeq names its product arginine-glutamic acid dipeptide repeats protein-like. The coding region runs from base 43 to 1491 and encodes 482 amino acids. The transcript is spliced from 5 exons. The record is from RefSeq and is a predicted model, not a curated record. Lineage: Eukaryota; Metazoa; Porifera; Demospongiae; Haplosclerida; Niphatidae.
AGUGUCCGGAAAGUAUACCGGGGACGCUAGGCGGUCCCAAGAAUGGCGGGAAUGGGAAAAGAAAACCAGCUGGCCUACAGGAGCUACAACAGCUUGAAUAAUGAGGGAAGACUGAGAGAGAGAAAUAGAAGAAAAAAGACAAUGGAGGAAAGACAAGAGUAUGGUUCCAAUCAAGCUAGGAUUAAGGACUUGUGCCCCAAUGAUAAAGCAAGGAUAAAGCAACUUGUGGAGGACUUGGCUCGCCUUGGAACAGAGAAGGAGCAGAUUGAAUUUGACUGGAAGCAAGAGAGAAGUGACUUGGAAGGAAAGUUGUCUCUACUCCGGAAGAGACAGGCUCUGCUGUUGAGGGAGAAAUCUGCUCUUGAAGAGAACUUGAAAGACACUCAGAAGUCACUCAAAGCAACCAAAAAGAACAAAAAGGACUCAUCCACGUCACCCCUCCUCCAAAGAGUACCUGGUAGAACACUCAUCAUUCCUAAUAAUAAUAGCAAUAAUGAGACGACCAACCUUUGCUAUAGCACUCCUCCUGGUUUCAUUCAGUGCCAACCUUCAUAUACACAGCAAUGGACACUGCCCUCCACCAGUCUACCUCCUUCUAAAAUACCCCAUCAACCUCAUAUUAACAGUCAGCAGUGUUAUCCUCCUCCUACAAUCAAUCAUUAUCAGCCUCAGUCUCUUCCAUAUCCUUCUCUCCACCCUUCUUACUCUACUGGUCAUUUCAAUCAUCUUUAUGAUCACCCCCAGCCUGCUCCAGUUCCACUUCCUACUAUAACCCAAACACAUCAUGUACCAAAUGCCUACCAUCAUCUUCCAGCAACUCAGGACCAGAUAAACUCUUAUAAUAUACCUUUAUCUCACCAUCACUCUUACCCCUCUCACCCAGUGACCCACCCUACCAUCCCUGUCACCACUUACCCUUCUAGCCCUUAUCCUCCUCUUCAUCCUCCUCCAUCUUCUAAUCCUGUUUCCUCUGUCUCUCUCUCUGUCUCCCUCUCUUCUCUUCCCACGUCUCUCUCCUAUCAAUCCUCAGAGAGGUCACAUGUCUCCACCCCUCUCCCUCAAUAUCCUCCCCCCCAGGCCAACAGUACCUCGAUACUAAAUACUGAUACCUGGUGCUCACUCCAAGAGGCCGACCCACCUCAUAAUAACUUGAUCAGUCAAUUGGAAGAAACCCCACGAAAAGACGUCUCCAUUCAAACCAUCAGUCACUUAGAGACCCAGGGUUCUUCAAGAACUGCCGAGAGGAUUUGUAAUGAGAAAGACGAGGAAGAGGUUUUGAGUAUAUUAUUAAACAGCGAGACACUGGCCACAUCACUUAUACUAAUGUCAGAGGGAGGGAGAGGGGAAAGGAGAGAGGAGGGGAUGUCUUCUCCUUGUCCUUCCCUGCCCUCACUGCCUUCUGCUUCUAACUGGUCAAGAAAUGAAGACAUCUUUGUUGGGAGCAAUGAUGAAAGUGAUAGAGAACUCAUCGAGGAUUUAUUUUAUAUGUAAAACAGGAAAAUUAUUAUUAUAUUAUAUAUACAUAGGUUUUUAUAACAUAUUCUAUAUAGUAUGCUGCUAUUUUAUCAUUA